This is a messenger RNA of Epinephelus moara (kelp grouper), 2954 nucleotides long. RefSeq names its product zinc finger HIT-type containing 6 (gene znhit6). Lineage: Eukaryota; Metazoa; Chordata; Actinopteri; Perciformes; Serranidae. Gene Ontology annotation, biological process: snoRNA localization; box C/D snoRNP assembly; maturation of LSU-rRNA from tricistronic rRNA transcript (SSU-rRNA, 5.8S rRNA, LSU-rRNA). The record is from RefSeq and is a predicted model, not a curated record. The coding region runs from base 68 to 1240 and encodes 390 amino acids. The transcript has 10 exons. Gene Ontology annotation, cellular component: pre-snoRNP complex; nucleus.
CCGGCGGAAGACGGUUUGUUUUGAUGCCGCCGGGUAGUAUCCAACGUGCGGCUGCCUUUCUCCUGUCAUGUGCUCUGUAAUAGUGCCAACAACAGACAUAAUGUCGACUGCAGAGAGCCAAGUGGAGAGCAGCGGCCCGGAAGAAGAGCUGAAAGCGACCAAAAGGAAGAUUUCUCUCUCCAAUUGUGGUGUGUGUGGAUCAGAGGAGGCGAAGUACAGAUGUCCAGCCUGUCUUGGCCAUUCUUGCAGCUUGCUGUGUGUGAAGAAACACAAAGAAGAUUCAGGAUGCAGCGGAGUAAGAAAUAAAACUGCCUUCGUGACCCUCUCACAUUUUGAUGAAAUGACACUUCUCAGUGACUACAGGCUUCUGGAGGACACAGGACGAUUUGCUGAUGGUGCCAACAGAGACAGCCUCAUCCGGACUCCUCGUUCCACUUUGAAAACAAAGAGGCUGGCAGCCUGUGCCAGAAAGAUGAAUAUCACAUUGAGGUUCCUCCCCAUCACCUUCACUAAAAGCAGAGAAAACUCCACUGUCUUCGUCACAAAAGAAAAACUGUUCCUCUGGCACCUGAAGCUCAUCUUUCCCCAGAGCAGCACAGAGUUCAGUCAGAAGAGGGUGUCUGACAAGCAAACCUUGGAGCAGAUCUUGACCGCAUAUAUCCAUCCAACAGAGUCGGACCCUGUGACACGUCAAAAGUUGAAGAUGUAUGUUCACGCUCCGUUUGAUCAUGUGAAAGUCUUCAUGAAAGCAGAGGGGAGAAAGGCAAACUCUGUGAGGUACCAUGAGUUGGACAUCUGCAAGACCUUGAGGGACAAUCUCAGCUACAAAACGCUGAUUGAAUAUCCUGUGCUGCAUGUUGUACUCAGAGAUCAUUGGAAGGAGUAUCCACCGAAAGGACCAGCUCAACCUGCAUCAGCCUGCAGUGGUUUUGCAACCAAGAAAGAAGAGGUGGAACAAGAGAAGCAGGAUGUGAUCCAAGUUUCACCAUCCCUACAAGGAGCUCGCACCCCGCGGGGAACCAACAUCUGGACAGGAACCCCAGAGACCAGCCCUGAAACUGAACCCCCACAAAUGAAAAGGGCCAAGAGAGAAGGAGGGAAGGAAGAGGUAGAGGAGGGAGAGAUCAUAGACAGUAGUGACGAAGAGGAGGAGCAGGAAGGAAAUGCUGAAGACAGUACCCCAUGUAGUAAGAGCUGUGAUGGUGCCAAAAGCCCAGCUAAUGACAGGGGGGGUGAUUAAAGACAAAGCAGCAGACGGUGUGGGGGUUAAUGUGGAUGAUGGAGUGACAGCAGCAGGAAUCGGUGCAUAAAUGAGAACAUUUCUGCUACAGCUGAUGACAAUGAGCUGUCAGAGAAGAGUGCUGAGGUCAACAUGACUAAGGAGGAUGCUGUGAAAGAGCCGGGCCCUGUUCAUACCCAUCACUGUCAGGAUGAAAAUGAGUCAGCUCGUGCUGCUGACAGCUGUGGACAGGAAUGAUAAUGCACAGAUGUUCAGGGUGAAAUUAAUGAGGAGGCAAACAUAUCUGACAGGAAGUCAUCAAUCUAGUAUCAGUAUACAGUUGACCAAUGCUAUCUAACUGUGUUUUCAGUUUUUAACAGUUUUAGGAAAUGAACAAUGGCUGGUGCCACUUUAUUGUUGUAUAUACAUGGAAUCAUUUCAAUUUCAGUAUUAAUUUUCAAAAUUUAGGUUUAUUUAAUCAGUCUUGAAGUAUGCUUUUUUUUAAAAUAAAUAAAUAAAUAAAUAAAUAAAGACUUUUUCUUUGGAAAUGUUUCUGGGGUUUUUUUGUGUCAUAGUGCUGCUUAUCUGUGCUGGAUACCAACACUAGACCAAAGUAGACAAAAACAUAGUUUGUAGGUAUUGUCAUCUGUAUUUAUCAGUAAAAUUUAAAGGCAUACAAUGCAGGGUUUGUCGAUUGCUGUUUGUAAACACAACAUUUAAACUUUGCCACUCUGACUCGGUGAGACUGAGAAAGCAGUGGAACAAAGCAGUGAAUCAGAGGAAUAAAACAUUAUUUUCUGAUUGUUUCACAGCAGUUACGUUUUAAAUCACGAAUAAACAAACCCACAUCUCUGCAUAACCCUGCAGGAAGGUGCUGCGUUGCUGGAUUUUGUGUGAAUUCAGCUAAAAGCCAUUCUUGUAUGUGCGGCUCAACCUUGCCCUCAAUCAAACACACAAACCUGCAGCUCGAAUCCACAGAACAGAAGAGAGGUUGAUGUGUUUUUAUAGUCCCCUGACAUUGCACUGGCUACAUACGACUACCCAAAGGUUGACACCCGGAAAUGUUCUGAACAAACCAAAAUAAGAAUAAAAUAAGAAAAUGCAGGCAGAAGGCCUGUUCUCUGCAGGUACAGAUACUGCCACACACUGCUAGUGGGUCACAAGUGACAUUGAGAGGGAUUAUUUUGUGUGAGUUCUGCAUAGUUUGCCUUUGAAAGUCCAUUCAUUAUCUCAGAAACUAGAAACUGUCCUGCCUAAUUAUUUAAUGAUCUCCAUAAUCCGUAUCUUGAGGUCCAGUUAUUACCUGUUCUGCAGCUUUCGGUCAUCUUUUCAGACUCCAUCUGUUCGUAAUGAUCAUGUGAUCAACCUAAUGAAUGGUUGAGGUGACUUUGUUUUUUCAAGUCAUGUUUCCAAGAUCAAUAAUUUGCAGUGCACUGUGAAACUCAAUUUGAUGACAACAUGGCCGAGAAUCCCUGAGAGUGUUUGGAAAAACUUUGCGCAUUUACAUUUUCAACUGUACAAACUCCACCUGUAGAUGAUCAUGUUAUAUAAUGGAAAGCUAAGUACUACCAAGAAAUGACAGUGUCAAGCUUUUUGUGGACAAACAACCUUUUUGAUUUAAUGUCUCAAGCUGCUUUUUGCCUUUAGUGAUAUUUUUUUUUAUCUUGUUAUGUAAAGUGUGUUUGUGUAUCUUGAAAAACACUCUAUAAAUAAAAUGUACUUUUAUUACUUUAAA